UGGACGCACACACUCUUUGCACACACACACACGCGCAUUGAGGGUGACUUGUAUAUGCAGCCAACAGAGAGAGAGAGAAGCGCUCCGAGAGACAGAAAGGUGCACAGAAAGGAGAGUGGACGGCAGAAGCAGAAAGAGCGCAGCAGCAGCAGCAAGACGGAGCAUCUCUUGUGCAUCACUGCAGCUUCACGGAUCUUAAAACAUCUCCAACUCCUCACAGAGGCUCGUAAACAUUUUUGAAAAAAACAUAUUUUUAAGCUUUGGACCUGAAUAACGCGAUUUCUGGAAGAGUUUCUCCUUUAAAAGCAACUUUUUUCCAUCCAUUCCAGAAGUUUUUAUAAAAGUUGAAACUUUUAUUGACUCUAGGUUCGGCUUUACUUUUUUGCCCCCACGUGUCCUGGCCAUUUUGCAAUUAUUUCCCUUCAGAUUUCUAGACAUUUUAUUCUUUAUAACUCUUAUUUUUGAAUUCAAUAACUCCCAUAAAAGACUAAAAAUGAACUUUAAAACACCAGGAGCGUCCCCAGUCAGGUGUGAUUCUAGUCUCAGAAGUUUAAAUCAUUAAAUCAAACUAACUUUUGGUGGUUUAAUUUGAUUUUCCUGAAAGUUUUAGAUAAAAGCGUCACCUGUUGCAUCUCAUCACCUCAGCUUUAGGCGAAUUGCGCUCUGGAGACGCUAAAACGCCUCUUAAAGAUUAUUCUCAGAACAUAAUUCAUAUCAUAUCUUUACAGUUCAUUCAUUCUCAGAGCAAAAUCCUACCGCUCUUAACUUCCAGGAGAGUUUGGUGUGCGUAAAAAGGCGCUGCGUUGUUUUUACGCACAAAAAAAUCACCACCCAUAUCCACAAUUUGUGUCCCAGACUUUUUAAAGCUCUCUUUAAUCAUCCCGCCCGUCAUCCUCGUCAUGCUGUUCGACAGCUUCGACCUGAUCUCGGCUCUGGCCACACUGGCCGCCUGCCUGGUGUCCAUGGCGCUGCUGGUCGCCGUCUCCCAGCAGCUCUGGCAGCUCCGGUGGACGGCCACCCGGGACAAGAACUGCAAGCUGCCAAUGCCCAAGGGCUCCAUGGGCUUCCCCUUCAUCGGUGAGACCUGCCACUGGUUGGUACAGGGUUCGGGCUUUCAUGCAUCGCGUAGACAGAAGUACGGAAAUGUGUUCAAGACCCACCUUCUCGGCCGUCCCCUGAUCCGAGUGACGGGAGCUGAGAACGUCCGUAAGGUCCUGAUGGGGGAGCACACGCUGGUGACGGUUGACUGGCCCCAGAGCACGUCCACACUGCUGGGGCCCAACUCUCUGGCCAACAGCAUCGGAGACAUCCAUCGCAAGAAGAGGAAGGUGUUUGCUAAAGUGUUCAGCCAUGAAGCCUUGGAGUCCUACCUCCCAAAAAUCCAGCAGGUCAUCCAAGAGAGCCUCAGAGUAUGGAGCUCCAACCCUGAACCCAUCAAUGUCUACAGGGAGAGCCAAAGGCUAUCAUUCACCAUGGCGGUAAGGGUGCUGCUGGGCUUCAGAGUGGGGGAGGACGAAAUGAGACACCUGUUUUCAACCUUUCAAGACUUUGUAAACAACCUCUUCAGCCUGCCUAUUGAUCUACCGUUCAGUGGCUACAGGAAGGGUAUUCGUGCACGAGACACCCUUCAAAAAAGCAUAGAAAAAGCCAUCAGAGAAAAGCCUUUGCGGUCCCAGGGGAAGGAUUAUAGUGAUGCUUUAGAUGUCCUGAUGGAGAGUGCCAAAGAGAACGGCUCCGAGCUCAGCAUGCAGGAGCUCAAGGAAUCAACCAUCGAGCUGAUCUUCGCUGCCUUCGCCACUACUGCCAGCGCAAGCACCUCCCUUAUCAUGGCGCUCCUCCGCCACCCUCAGGUUCUGGAGCGCCUCAGGGAGGAGCUGAGAGGCAGGGGACUCCUCAACAAUGGCUGCCUCUGUCCUGAAAGAGAGCUGAGGCUUGAUACGAUCGUCAGCCUGAAGUACCUGGACUGUGUCAUCAAGGAGGUGCUAAGACUGUACACACCAGUCUCUGGUGCUUACCGAACAGCCAUGCAGACCUUUGAACUAGAUGGCGUCCAGAUUCCCAAGGGCUGGAGUGUUAUGUACAGCAUUCGUGACACUCAUGACACAGCGGCUGUCUUUAAAGACGUGGAGGCCUUCGAUCCUGACCGCUUCAGUCAGGAGAGGAGCGAAGACAAAGAGGGCCGCUUCCACUAUCUGCCGUUUGGUGGUGGCGUUCGAUCCUGUCUGGGAAAGCAGCUUGCCACACUUUUCCUUCGCAUUCUAGCCAUCGAACUGGCCAGCACAAGUCGCUUCGAGCUAGCCACUCGCCACUUCCCACGUGUUGUCACGGUUCCUGUGGUUCACCCUGUCGAUGGGCUAAAGGUUAAGUUCUACGGCCUGGACUCCAACCAGAACGAGAUUUUGGAAAAGUCAGAAGAACUGCUUGGCACAACUGUUUAAUAAGGGCAUGUGCUUAUGAGGGGGGAGUGGAGAGGUUUGGUGAUGUAAAUCAUUAGAAAGAGGACAGAUGAAAGGAAAAACUAAUAUUUUGGAAUAAUCAUUCCUUUUUCACCUUUGUUCUGCCAAGUUGGAGCAUAAUUUCAGACUCUUCGUGUCUUCUAACAACUGAUGAUCAGGACUUUUCUUUAUGAGAGGAGAAAACUGCCAAAAAGUUAAAAAAUGUGCUCUGUUCUGUGUGUUUUCUGAAGAAUUAUACUUACAGUAAAUGUACAAAAAGCUAUCUAAUAUAAUUUGAAACAGUGUAGUGCACAACAGACUUUUGGUGAGAUGAAGUGUUGAGAUGAGAAAAGUAAUAGUGUGGAAGAGGUGUGAGAUAAAACAGGGUAUAGAGAGAAGGAAUAUAAUUUCAAAACCAUUUUGCCUGUGCUUACAUUCAACAAAUAAUUUUAGGUACAAGAGAUUUUAUGGAAAAAAAAAAUUUUCAUUACACUUUAAGCAUAUCCGGUCAUUUGAAUCAGAAGCUGGCCUUGCACCUUUGAGCUAAAACAUGUAAUAUUGUUUCUGAUAUAGGGAUGAAGAAAAAAGAUCAGAAAAAGAAAGAUCAACAGCAAAACCGCUUUGAUUUACUGGAAUUUUUCAGUCCAUGGUAUCUUUGGAAAAAAAACCUUUGGUGCUCGUACCAUUAUAGGCAGAAAGCAGACAUUUAUCAUUAAGUUCACAUUACAUAACUGGCAACACACUCUGCAAAAACAGUUUAAAGAGUGCAUCAAGAAAAAAAAACUGUUACAUCUUUGUUCGUUAUAGUCCUUUUUGGUUCACCAUUUGUAAAAAAAAAAAAUAUGUGCAUCCGAUCUAUGUUUAGGUUUAUGAACCAAGGUUAAACCAUCUUCAUUAGGUUUAGGAUCUAAAUCUGCUUAGUCUGGGACCCGAAUGUUUGUAAAUGGUCAUAUUAAUAAAUAAAGCCUACUUAGUUUGGUUUAAGAAUCAAUUAUCUUUAGUUAGGCAACCCAGUUUCUAAUGUCUGAUUGGGUUUAAGAACCAAAUGUAGAUGUCCGAAUCGGAAACAAACAAUCUGAUUCAACCCCAAAAUUGGGGUGGAAAAUUGGUUGACUUACCUAACAGCUGGAUGACAGAUCACACUUAAAAAUGUAGUUUUGGGAUCAUGUUUUCAAACAAUGAAUAAUAUAUUUGGAUAUAUAUACAACCCAUUCACAUAUAUACCUCUGUUUCUCUUUUAAGACAAAGUAAAGCAAUUACAAAAAGAAAAAGAAAAAAAGAAAAAAAAAGCACAGGUUGCCUAUUCCCAACAUUAAGAAGCGGGAGCUUGAAUGUUUCCUAAAUAUUAUUAACCUAGUGAUGCUGACAUGAAACUCAGGUGCAAAGACAAUGUAAAAGUAAUUAGAGUAUCUGCUUUUUGAUAUAUUUCUGACAUUCUUAGAUAGCUAUAAUUUCAUAGUUGGAAAAACUAUAUAGCAAACUUCAAUUUUGUUUCAGGCUCAUGCAAUUUUCUAUCCAUCUAUCAUACUCUUUACAGGUGUUUAGUGGGAAAUAGCAAAUGUUCAGUUUUCAAAAUUGAAUUCUGUGCUCUAGGUAUUAAACACUACUUUCAACUAAAUUUCUUGGGUGUUUAAACCUAUUUCAUAGUAGGUUUGCUCCAAUAAAGCAGUGCACCUUCUUAUGGUGGAACCAGGUUAUCAGAUCAGCGGUUAGAGUGAAAGUGUAAUGGAAGAGACCUACAUACAUGCUGCUUAAUUGCUGCCUUAUCUUUGUCUUUAUUGUGCACUUCUGUUAUUAUACAACCACCACUGAGGACAAUGGUGCUUAUGCUCUUGUUGUUCCUCAAAUCAGUAAUAAGAUGGUAAAGCAGACUCAGUUCAAGAAGAGUAAAUUUGAUUGAGUUGAUUGUUCAAUCAGAACCUUUGGAGUUUGUUCAGUUAUUCCACAUAUUGGGGAGUGGAUUUUCCUCAGUGGAGUUCCUGAGCUUUCUAGAGGAACUUUCAGACAUUCCAGCCUGCUCUAGGACUGUUCUAAAGAGCCAGAGAAAAGGACCGCUCAAAAGGUGUUUACUAAUGGACAACCAUGACUGCCUGUGCCAUACCAUUUUCAUUUUUCUCUACCACACCACUGAUUUUUUUUUUACAACAAUACAAAUCUGAAAACUGAAAUGUUUUUUUUUUUGCUGCUUUUCUUGUAUACAUUUUCAAAUUGAAAGUUAUAGAUUGUACUGAGUGAGAUUUAAUAUGUCAAUUAUUUUUAAAACUUUUUUUAAGCAUAAAGAACAUUAAUAGGGUUAUUAAUAGGUGUGUAUUAACUUGUACAUUAUUCCUUAUAAGAAUAUGGGGAAAAUAGCUAUUUACAUAAACUAAUAACCUAAUAUUAAUGUUAUUGUAUAAUUAAUAUUGUUGCUAUGAGAUAUUUGAAAUGCUAUUUUUAUUCUAUUGCAGAUUUUGAGUUUUAGCCAACAUGAGAAUGUCUUUGGUAAAAUAUUGGAUGUAUUUAGAAUGUCAUGAAUUUCAUUUUAUAUUGUAAACAGUGUUUAAAAUGUUGAUAUUGUUGAUUUGAUUACUGUAAUAAUUAUUAUUUUGUUAUCCAGACAUAUUAUCACUGCAUUUUAUUUUUCAUUAAUUAUAGAAACAGAAAGCACUUGCCAGAUAAGUUUAUUUUUUAAGUGCCAUGCGACUACAGUUUCCUCUUCCUUUCACCCUGUUUAUUUCUAAAUCUGCCCUAUGUCCUUCUGUACAUAUUUGCAAUUCUUUUUACAGGAAGAAAUGUUCAUUUAGUUUAAUUAUAAAUGUCUUGUGAUAGUUUGUCUUUUUUGUUACCAAGAUUGUUAUGUGUACUCCUGUAAUAAACCACAAAGGAAAAAUA
Cyprinodon tularosa is the source of this 5306-nucleotide messenger RNA. It is a transcript of the gene cyp26b1, whose product is annotated as cytochrome P450 26B1. The record is from RefSeq and is a predicted model, not a curated record. Gene Ontology annotation, biological process: sterol metabolic process. Lineage: Eukaryota; Metazoa; Chordata; Actinopteri; Cyprinodontiformes; Cyprinodontidae. The coding region runs from base 900 to 2438 and encodes 512 amino acids. Gene Ontology annotation, molecular function: oxidoreductase activity, acting on paired donors, with incorporation or reduction of molecular oxygen; monooxygenase activity; heme binding. The transcript has 7 exons.